Messenger RNA from Linum tenue, 753 nucleotides. NCBI's taxonomy places the organism in Eukaryota, Viridiplantae, Streptophyta, Magnoliopsida, Malpighiales, Linaceae. The record is from the annotation of a GenBank genome assembly.
CACCUUAUCCCUAAACUAACCCACACAGCCACACUACCUUCGCUAGAAUUCUGAGACAAUGACUCAAUGAGAGAGAAAAAAUAGAGGAGAGUGAAAGAGGAGCCGAGAAAGCUAACUUUUCAACCCCACAUCUGCGGAAGAGGAGGCCCCCCGGUCAGCCUCCAAGCUUGGUGCUCUCCGAGCUUUCCCACAAGAAAAAUGCGUUACUGGCCGGAAGAAAGCCGGAAAAAGAAACAACUAUUUCCAACUUCGAGGCCUACCAGGAAAGGAAGAAGGAAUGGAGUUGAUCCGGUGGUGCUUUCUAGACUCCCAUCCACAGAAUCAGAUUUGGCCGCCAGAGACCUUCGUCAAAGCAGAUCCGAGAUCCGACCAUCUUUCUUACUUCUCAUCGCAUCUUCCAUUCUUGGUCCCUUCAUCUCGCUGGGCUCUCAAGCUUAUUCUGGGGUGAAUCAUACUGAUUGAUGAAUUUCUCUUCCAUAGAGGUCUGCAUACUUGAGGAGAAGGGAGGGGCAGGGGUGAUCUUCUGGAUGCACUUUCAUAGGAAGAAGCAGCUUUUCCUGCACUAUUUUCAUUUUUGAGUUGACAGAGAUGGAAGCAACAGUUCUGGGUAAGUGCAACGACAGUUUCUUCACUAAGUUAAGAGUUUUCAUUGCUUUGGCUGCCUGGCCCUGCCUCUGUUUCAUAUAAUGGAUGUCUGGGUUUUGAAGUCUAUUACUUUCCAUUGCUUUAGUUGAAUUCUUAUUACCACACCUG